Messenger RNA from Nestor notabilis (Kea), 667 nucleotides. RefSeq names its product 5-hydroxytryptamine (serotonin) receptor 4, G protein-coupled (gene HTR4). Gene Ontology annotation, biological process: regulation of appetite; adenylate cyclase-activating adrenergic receptor signaling pathway; chemical synaptic transmission. The transcript has 4 exons. Gene Ontology annotation, molecular function: G protein-coupled serotonin receptor activity. Gene Ontology annotation, cellular component: plasma membrane. NCBI's taxonomy places the organism in Eukaryota, Metazoa, Chordata, Aves, Psittaciformes, Psittacidae. The annotation marks the transcript as partial. The record is from RefSeq and is a predicted model, not a curated record.
UUCGAGUGAGGGCUUUGGCGUUGCGGAGAAGAUCGUGCUGCUCACCUUCAUCUCCGCCGUUAUACUGAUGGCCAUCCUGGGGAACCUGCUGGUGAUGGUGGCUGUGUGCCGGGACAGGCAGCUCAGGAAAAUCAAGACCAAUUAUUUCAUUGUUUCCCUUGCCUUUGCGGACCUGCUGGUGUCAGUGCUGGUGAUGCCGUUUGGAGCCAUUGAGUUGGUUCAGGACAACUGGAUCUAUGGGGAGAUGUUCUGCCUGGUCCGGACAUCCCUUGAUGUCCUGCUCACCACAGCAUCAAUCCUGCACCUCUGCUGUAUCUCGCUGGACAGGUACUAUGCUAUCUGCUGCCAGCCUCUGGUUUACAGGAACAAGAUGACUCCAUUGCGCAUUGCUGUAAUGCUUGGAGGGUGCUGGGUAAUCCCGACAUUUAUUUCUUUCCUUCCUAUCAUGCAAGGCUGGAAUAGCAUUGGCAUUAUUGAUCUGAUUCAGCAAAGGCAGUUCAACAAGGCUUCCAACUCCACCUACUGCAUAUUCAUGGUCAACAAGCCAUACGCCAUUACCUGUUCCGUGGUGGCCUUCUACUUUCCCUUCCUCCUGAUGGUGCUGGCCUACUACCGCAUCUAUGUCACGGCCAGGGAGCAUGCCCGGCAGAUCCGGGUGCUGCAGCGC